This is a messenger RNA of Haemorhous mexicanus (house finch), 6054 nucleotides long. It is a transcript of the gene TMTC4, whose product is annotated as transmembrane O-mannosyltransferase targeting cadherins 4. The transcript is spliced from 15 exons. Gene Ontology annotation, molecular function: protein binding; mannosyltransferase activity. Gene Ontology annotation, biological process: endoplasmic reticulum unfolded protein response; protein O-linked glycosylation via mannose. The coding region runs from base 1119 to 2918 and encodes 599 amino acids. The record is from RefSeq and is a predicted model, not a curated record. Gene Ontology annotation, cellular component: endoplasmic reticulum. Lineage: Eukaryota; Metazoa; Chordata; Aves; Passeriformes; Fringillidae.
ACUAAGCCUUCUGGAUUCCUGCAAUAUGCAACUGCUGGCAUAUAAUGCUGAAUAUAGUGUUACUCACAGUUUUUGUAAGACAGCUGUGUUUAACAUGAACAAUUCCUUGGUAGAUGUUUUUUCAAGUGAGCUUCCGGAUCUCUGGUAUUGUUUGAUCUGAAUGCAGGUUGGCAGUUCAAAUACAGUUGUGGAGAAAUUAUCUUGGAGGCUCUGUUAAACAAGCACACAAGAGAGCAGGAGCUCAUGGCUGUGGAAAGCUUUGCAGGACAUGCAGUCUGGUAUCUCAAGGUGCUCUGCCACAUGAAAUGUGGGACUCGUUUGGUGAAGCCACAAGGAGCUGUGUUGGGAAGAGCUUUCUGUGGUUCCAUAGGCAUGGCCUGUAAUGAUUAACCAGAGCUGGCAGGGUAUUUAGGGGCACCUCAGCUGACCUUGUGAUCUGGCUUAACAGCAUAGUUAUGGCAUCACAGAGACCUCAGUGUGGGCUGAGGGGAGUUACUUAGUCCACAGUGAGCUCUGAGAUGCUGUGAACAGCUCCUGCUGCUUCAGUUUACAUUCUUUGCAACUAUUGUACAUAUUUCUGUUGCUGAUAUAAUAAGUUCAUCUUGCCACUUCAGAUGUUACUUACGAUGGUUCCUGUUUACUUCGGAUAUAUUUUUUCUUCCUUUUGAGUAGGAUUCAUUUCUUUCAACUGAGCUAAUGAUUUCUUGAUGAAAAUUGGCCUUGGGUUCUUACUUGUUUGCUUAUUCUUUUCUCACCUGUUUUACUGGAUAUGAUUGUGCUUAUGAUGUUUCUUCUGUUAGUGGCAGAGUAAGAUAGACCAGUCAAAAUACUGCCUUAUCUGUUUUCCAGUGUCUCUGGUACACAGGUAGGCUUUUAUGGCAGGGGUAAUAAUCUUUGCCUGAAGAACUCAAGAGCCAAAUUCUUAGGAUGACCAGUUAUAUAGGACCCUCUAAUUAUUUUGCUGUAGUGAACAUCUUGGGAAUGAUUAAGGAUGCAUGUUCUGUUUAAGGAUAUUCUUCAACUUGUGAAGGCCAGUUUUUAAUAGCUUUUAGAAAUCAGUGUUAAUGUAAUAAUAUUCUUGGACUGAAAUUUGUGUCAUUGAUACAGAAGAAGGAAAAAUGUUGCAAAGACAAGAUACUAAGCAGCCCUUACUGAUUUUUUUUGGGCAUUACAUAAUAGGGGAGCAGAUGUCUUUUAAGCAAUUUUGCCAAGGAAGAUUACAGUCUGCCAGCAUUGUCUUUCAGGCUUUGGAGACAGCAAGAGCUGACAACUGUUUAGAUAAGGAAGGACAUACUUUUUCUGUAUUCUGGGUGCUGGUGAGUGUUGUCCUAGGUGCAAUAGCCAUGCUGUGCAAAGAACAAGGAAUUACAAUACUGGGUUUGAAUGCAGUGUUUGAUGCACUGGUGAUUAACAAGAUAAAUCUUUUGGAGCUCAUUCGAAAGUUACUGUAUAAGGACAAGUCACUGGAGAAUGCUGGGCUCUUAAGGAAGGGGCUGCUUUUCAGGAUAACUCUUUUGAUGUGUGGAGGGGCCGGAAUACUUUAUAUCCGCUGGAGGAUUAUGGGCACGGGGCCACCAGCUUUCACUGAAGUAGAUAACCCAGCUUCAUUUGCUGACAGUCUGUUUGUAAGAGCUAUAAACUAUAAUUACUACUAUUCACUGAAUGCAUGGUUGCUGUUGUGUCCCUGGUGGCUGUGUUUUGAUUGGUCAAUGGGCUGCAUACCCCUCAUUAAAUCCGUCAGCGACUGGAGGAUAAUUGCACUAGCAGCACUUUGGUUCUGCCUAAUUGGUCUGAUAUGCCAAGCUCUGUGCUCAGAAGACAGCCAUAAGAGAAGAAUCCUUACACUGGGACUUGGAUUUCUUAUUAUUCCUUUUCUUCCUGCAAGUAAUCUCUUCUUCCGAGUAGGAUUUGUUGUUGCAGAGAGAGUCAUCUACCUCCCCAGUAUUGGAUAUUGUAUUCUCUUUACAUAUGGAUUUAGUCUCUUGAGUAAGCAAGCCAAGAAAAAGAAAAUUCUUGCUGUGGCAGUACUUGGAAUCUUGUUGAUAAAUGUUAUGCGCUGUGCGCUCCGCAGCAGCCAGUGGAGGUCAGAAGAACAGCUUUUUAGGAGUGCGUUGUCUGUGUGCCCUCUGAAUGCAAAAGUGCACUACAAUGUUGGCAAAAACCUGGCUGACAAAGGAAAUCAAAGUGCUGCAAUCAAAUACUACAGAGAAGCUGUAAGGUUGAACCCAAAAUAUGUGCAUGCCAUGAACAACCUUGGAAAUAUUCUCAAAGAAAGAAAUGAGCUCCAUGAAGCAGAGGAGUUGCUGUCCUUAGCUGUACAGAUACAACCUGAUUUUGCUGCUGCAUGGAUGAAUCUUGGAAUAGUGCAGAACAGUUUAAGAAGGUUUGAAGAGGCAGAGCAAAGCUACUGGACAGCAAUUAAACACAGAAAAAAAUAUCCAGAUUGUUACUACAAUUUAGGGCGGUUGUAUGCAGAUUUGAAUCGCCAUAUAGAUGCAUUGAAUGCCUGGAGGAAUGCUACAGUCCUGAAACCAGAGCACAGUCUGGCCUGGAACAAUAUGAUAAUAUUGCUUGAUAACACAGGCAAUCUAGCUCAAGCAGAAGCAGUUGGAAGAGAAGCCCUGGAAUUAAUACCUAAUGAUCAUUCCCUUAUGUUUUCCUUGGCUAAUGUACUGGGGAAAUCACAAAAGUAUAAGGAAUCUGAAGCUUUGUUCCUCAAGGCAAUUAAAGCCAAUCCAAAUGCUGCCAGUUAUCACGGUAAUUUGGCUGUGCUUUAUCAUCGCUGGGGAAACCUUGACUUGGCGAAGAAGCACUAUGAAGUCUCUCUGAAGCUUGAUCCCAUGGCACCGGGAACCAAGGAGAACUACAACCUCUUAAGAAGAAAACUGGAGCAGUUGCAAAAGAAAGGCGGUGCCUGAUGCUCCUUUUCAGGUUGCCCGUGCAUGCUGUUUACGGCUGCUGUUACAUGGGUACUUUUGACCAUGUACAGGCUUCAGUCAUCAUUUCUCAAAAACAACACCACCAGCACCGCACACUUGAAUGUCCAGUUUUGCCCUCCUACAGAUCCUAACAUUUCAGCUUGAGGGAUCGCUUUAUUUUUACUUGAACUGCUUUUAAAGUCCAUUAGAACAUUUUUAUAGGUAUAUGAAAGCAAUGCAGAUGGAAUUUCACAGCAUACAUGUGUAAUUUGAUGUCUUCAUCUGACUUUUUAGUAGCGGGAUGAAUAGCAGGAGGCAGUUUUAUUUCUGAAAGUGAUACUUAAAAGUGCAAUUUCCUGUUUAAAUCCUUAUCUUUUCAAGUAUGAAAAAUAUCUGUCCACUUCAGUUUUAUUACUGCCUUCCAGUGCCAGUCCUGCAGAGCCAGUGGAAGAAAGAAUUCUCUCCAGCACAUCAGUCUACUCAUAUAAUUUGAGUUAAGCCCUUUUGCUCAUUUCUCUCUCCAGCCUGUGAAGUGUCAGAUUUGUACAGGAGUAAAUAAGGGCAAGGAUUUGACCAUAAAUGUCUGUCAGCCAGUGUACUGCUCAAGUAUGCCUGAGUGUAGAAAAUACUGUUGGAUGAAGACGGAGAUUUUAGCAAGCCGCUAAUGAAAAGAAGGUGAGGCAACAGAGGAGUCAGGUAGAGUUUCUGUUCUCACAGGCAGCCUCAUCUACCACAAUCAACAUGGACAAGUCAGAAUUGCUGUAGCUCCUGUGGCAGGUCAGUGGUUUAAAUACAGUAUAGUGUCUGUAGAAGCUAAUUGCUGUGUUCCCAGGCAAUUCAGUGCUUUUUGGUUAAGGAUACUGCACCUUUCAGCUCCUAUAUUCCUUCGGAAUAAAGAGAGAAUUUCUGUGGAGCAGUAACUGUGCAGGAGACCUGACCUUGGCUGUUGAUCUGUUACCUGAAAGAACUUGGCUUCACCUUUGUCUCCCAUGGCUCGUGUGUUUGCUGAAGGGACAGAUAAAUAAGCAUAGCUGUUAAUGCAUAAACUGAGCACAUCAAUGUGAGAUGAUUCAGAGGUGGUUUAUGUUGAUACCAUGUUACCUCUUAAAAGGGGCUAUGCUUUAAUACACAUUUGAACUCUGGCUGUCCAGAGUUGUUUGUCAUGUAGUAUAUAUUUACAUUCCUGCUUCAGGAAGUAGUAACAUGUCUGUUUAUUUGCUGGUGGUUGGUUUUUCAAGUUUCUUUGGGGUUUUUUGAGAUGUUUAGUUUUGUUUAUUUGUGUAAGAUUGGAAGUUUGCUAUUGGGUAUGAAAGCUGGGGAACUUUACCUGUCUCUCCAUAUUUCUUUAUUCUUGCCAUCCAUGUCCCUUGGGAGAAAUUGAUCAGCACAGUAUGAUCAAAGCUUGCUCAGGUACUACAAGUCAUGCAGGUACUUUAGUGUACUAUUUUUGCCACACUAACUGUAGAUCUAGCCAGCAAGGCUGUUGCAGUGUGGUGCUGUCCACAAAUUUGGCUUUGAACAAACAUGGCUACAUACUGGUUUGUUUUAGUUGUGGUGCCACAGGCAUGCAUGUGUGCUCCUCUCCUACAAAUAUAGCCUGUUUCUCAGUGGGUUUCUCAGUGGGUAACAUAGGGUACAAAGCCGUGGCAAUUAUUUCCAUUUCUUCUGGUUUCUGUACAAAGUUUUCAGAAAUUUUUUUCUGAAUAUGAUCCAAGCAUGCUCUUUGAUAAGUAUCUGGCAAGCAGAACACUGCACCAGUAUGGCUAAUGAUCAGCCUAGCUUAGUACCAGCUUUUGUAUCUGAAAGGUGCUGAAAUAGAUACACCCUUCAGUACAAGCAACAUGUUCUUAAGGCUUUCCAUACAUAGCCUACUAUUCAUCAGAGAGAGAAAACACAAAGCUUCUUCAGUCAUGAGGAAUUAAAGAGUAGGGAUCUGCCUGGAUGAGCUAAUUUAUAGCAAAAGAUAAAUAUGUUUACUAUAAUCAGGUCUUUUCUGUAUAUUUGGAAUAUGACAUCCUGAGUUUAAAUUAUUAUUCUCAUCAUAAAAUCCACAUGUGUAGUUUUCCCUGUUGUCUUCCAUAUCAGCUUUAAAGACAUCCACUAGAUCAAUAUUAUGUAUGAGGGAUGAAUUUUUUCUAGGUCAUUAUAAACCAAAGUUGUAGAAAUUCCUCUGUGGAAGUCCUUCUAUUCAAAGUCUUAAGACAGAAGAGACCAACAAACAAAUUGGAUGUUUUGUUAGUAUUUGAAAAUGGUCUUUACUUCUCAGUACAGACAAGAUAAUUUUUUCUUGAUUAGCUUUCUGAUUACCUGUACAUAUUUUUUUUUUGUUUUAUAUAAUAUUUACUGCUAUAGAAAUUCAAUGUGAUUACUUGUAUGAUGGUAAUAUGAAGCAUACCCAUAUGUCUGAGUUUAAUGUUGAGGCAGAAUUGUGUUUGAAAGAAGCCACAAAGAUGACUGCUUUUGUAAUAAAAUCUUCCUUAAGACUUUUAAGAAUACUAAAUAUUUUUUUACUUUAUUUUCAGAAAUAUUUUGAAAGUGCAAACAGUGCAGUGGCUUUUAUUAAAAUGGUUAUAAUGUUAACCUUUUUAUUGGUUUUUCAUACCUCAUAACUGACUCCUGGAACAGUGCAGAACACUAAACUUCAAAGAAAAAAAUGUGAAGAAGAAGUCGGCUUGUACAUAACUGUAGUUAUUGCCUAUCUUUCCUGGAUUUUUUUUUUCCCGUUGCUAAUUCCAGAAGAUUAAAGUUUCCUUAUCAGUUGGCCUGUUUGAUUCUCUAGGGAAAUUACAAAGCCUUUUUUCUUCUUCUUCUUCUUCUUCUUCUUCUUCUUUUUUCUUUUUUUUUUUUUUUUUGAGAAUGAUUACUUGUUCAAAUACAGUUCUGAGAAGAGAAACAGAAUGACUUAAUGCACAGACUGGAGUCAGGAAAAUAAUCACAAUGACUGCUAUGGAUAUUAGUCUCUUUUCACCAAAAACUUCCAGUGAAGGUCCGUAAUUGUAUGUCUCUGUUGUCUCUAGACCAAUGACAUGUACAUGAAGUUUCCUGUUAUUUAAUUUCAUACUAUUUAAACUUUAGAGAUGUGGGUUGUGUGUGUGUUUAUGGGCACUAAGAAAUAAAAAUCUAUAAUACUUUUGAA